UGUUGUUGCUGGGAUUAAAGCAGUGGGAUUAUUUGCCAAAUCCCUCUCCUCUUCUCUCCUAUCCUAUCCUAACCGUCUGCUUUCAUCAUCUUUCCUCCUCUGGGUCACUCCUCUGUAUCUAGGCCAGGGCACUUCCAUGGUACCCAGAGAAGACCCCCACCCCUACCCCUGUGAUGUGGUUCAAUCCAGAGAGCCUGAAAUAACAACUCGGACAACAAACACGCCUGAUUGGAGUCAUUUCAGGUCAACCUAAGGCUAGUCAGAGGCUUGUUUUUGCUGUGGACCUGCUGGAGCCUCCUCGGUGCCCCAUAGUGGCCCCUGGACCUUAUUUUGUACACCAGUGCUCCACGGGGCUGGUGGGAGGCGUUUAACCAGUUAUUUUGAUGGUGAGCUCGGUCUGUGUGGACUCCCACAACAAUGCCUGGCUUAAAAAGUUCCUAACCAGCACUUCUAAUGGCAACAUGUCAGUAUUGAACUAGAAGUGGAUCGGGUUUGUUUCACUCCGGCCGGAGCCACGCGUGAUGAAAAUGGGAAUAAAGUGCGUGGAGCGGCGGAAACAGGGAGGCGGAUGUGAGGCGGUUCAGGCAAAUAAAUAAGAAAUGAACGCGUCUUUCUACCCGUAUUGGCAGCACCGAGAAGAGGAUGGACUCCCAGUCGUGGUUUUGACUUAAACACGGGCAAAAAUCAGUUUUGAUCACGGUUGGAUUCGGGUCGGACCGGAGGUUGGGACACCGAGGUGUAGCGGCGCGGCGUGCGGGCUUUGGUGCGCCUGACGCGGCUUGGGAACGUAUGAAGGCUCGGUGGUGUCCGGGCCGUGCGGAUGUCCGUCGUCCAUGAUUAAGAAGCGGCUUGUUCGGGGCUUUGACGGGGCUGCACACGACGAUUAAACCGUGUAGCAAAGAUGAAACAUGCGUGGCCAAUGUAUGGGACUCUAAGAACCGCGGCGUGAACGGCACUCAGAGGGGGCAGAUCGUGUGGAGACUGGAGCCGGGACCUUACUUCAUGGAGCCAGAGACAAAGAUCUGCUUUAAAUACUAUCACGGUGUAAGUGGAGCAUUAAGAGCAACGACACCUUGUAUCACCGUCAAGAACCCUGGAGUGCCGGUGGGCAGUGAAGGCCAAGUGGAGGACCAAUCAGGGACUGAGCACUGUCGGAAACUUGUCAGCUUCACUUUAUCAGACAUCCGGGCGUUGGGCCUGAAGAAGGGCAUGUUCUUCAACCCUGAUCCUUACCUGAAGAUGUCCAUCCAGCCAGGGAAGAGGAGCGGACUCCCCAAGUUCACCCACCAUGGCCAGGAGAGGCGGUCCUCCAUCAUAGCCAACACCACCAACCCUGUGUGGCACGGAGAGAAGUACACGUUUGUGGCUCUGAUGACUGACGUGCUAGAAAUUGAGGUGAAAGAUAAGUUUGCCAAGAGCCGGCCAAUCAUCAAGCGAUUUCUGGGUCAGCUGAUUAUCCCUGUGCAGAGACUUCUGGAGGGGCCGUCAGCUGAAGAUCAGCCAGUCAGCUACAGCCUGUGUCGUCGCCUCCCUACUGACCAUGUGAGUGGGCAGCUUCAGUUCAGAGUGGACAUCACCUCCACUGGACACGAAGAAGCCUCUCCAGAUGCUGUGGGAACAAUAUUAGAUGGAGCCGUGAAUGGGGAUCCCGGUAGUCCUUCUGACGAUGAAGAUCUCCCUCACCACUCCUCAUCCUCUCGUGUCACAUGUGGAGCCUCUCCUACUGGUUCUGAAGAGGGCUCCCUGUUGGUGAACGGUGCCAGUUAUUAUGGCGAUGAAAGUGUUUGGCGAGAUUCUGGGCCAAUGGGAGAAGUUGAUCUGAGUCUCAUGGCUGUGGGUGGCCACACCCAUCGUCAGGUAUCACUGAAUGACUACUUGGAUGCCAUCGAAGCCCAGAGGAGCCCAGUGGAACGACCUCUAGCUGGGCCUUCGCCAAAGCUCCGCUCUAGCUUUCCAACGGACACAAGACUUAAUGCGAUGCUGCAUAUAGACUCAGAUGAGGAUGAGGAGACAGCAGGGCAACACAGGGACCAAACGCAAGAAGCAAAGACACAGCAGUCUACAAGAUCAGAUGUAUCUCAACAAGAACAUGAGACGGCAAAACAAGAGCAGCACGCUGGGGAUGCAUCUGGAGCUGGAGCCAGUGCAGAGGCAGGUUCCUCUGCUGGUGCUCAGCCUGAAGCUGCAGGAUCUGAAGCUGCAGGAUCUGAAGCUGCGAACGGCGCAGCUGGAAUCCAAUCUCAGACAGCACCAUCAACUACUGCUGCUAGUGUUGGAGGAAGUGGAGACAUUGCAGGAGCACCACAUGAGGCUGCAAAUGCCACUGGAGAAACCGUUACAGCUUCCAGUUUAUCUCAGCCAGUGGGUGCUGAGGGAGGGGCUGCAGCUGCCAACAGCACAGAGGAGUCUAGUGGAGACUAUAUCAGCCAGGAGCAGAACAGAACCACCACAAACCUGGAUGGAAAUUGCAGUUCUGCUCUAACUUGUGGUCCACUUUCACCCAUUCAGGAGGUUGAGACGAGAAAAGAAAUAGCUCCUAAGGCUGAGGAGGAAGGAGUGGAGUCUUCAAGCAGCGAAGCAAAUGGGCCUGUUGGAGCAGCUAGUUCCAGCAGUACUGUGGCCGAGCAGGGAGGAGCAACUUCUGAAGCAGGAGCAAGAGGCAGCAGCAGGAAUGGGCCGGAGGAGCAGGAUGAGGAGGGAGGGGAUGUGUGGAGGAGGAGGCGAUCUCUGCAGGCGUCUGGAGGUGGGACCCAGAACCAGGACGUGUGCCGGGCCAGAGAGGGUCAGAGCGGGGCAGCGGUGGAGAGAGAUGCAGGUGCCACAGCUCAGGUCAAUGGACACCAGUCUGUUCGCUCGCUGCCAUCUGUCCGCCACGACAUCAGUCGUUACCAGAGAGUGGACGAGCCACUGCCACCUAACUGGGAGGCUCGCAUUGACAGCCAUGGUCGCAUCUUCUACGUUGAUCAUGUGAACAGAACCACAACAUGGCAGCGUCCCACUGCUCCCCCUGCCCCACAAACCCUGCAGAGGUCCAACUCCAUUCAGCAGAUGGAGCAGCUGAACCGCAGGUAUCAGAGUAUACGCAGGACGAUAACCAAUGACAGCAGACCAGAGGACCAGCCAGCCAAUGAGCUGCCACCAGAUGAGACUGAUAUGCACCCCACUAUCCCAGAGCUUCGGAGGGAGAACAGUGGGGCUCAGUCCAGUUCUAGUUCAAGGUCACGCCUCAGUCUGCUGCUUCAGUCGCCCAGUGCUAAGUUCUUAACCAGCCCCGACUUCUUCACUGUGCUGCAUUCCAACCCUAGUGCCUACCGUAUGUUCACCACCAACACAUGUUUGAAGCAUAUGAUCAGUAAGGUUCGUCGGGAUGCUCACCACUUCGAGCGUUACCAGCACAACAGGGAUCUGGUGGCUUUCCUCAAUAUGUUUGCCAACAAACAGCUGGAGCUACCCAGAGGCUGGGAAAUGAAGCAUGACCACACCGGGAAGCCUUUUUUUGUGGACCACAACUGCCGCGCUACCACCUUCAUCGACCCCCGGCUGCCUCUCCAGAGCACCCGACCCCCCAGCCUCCUGGCUCACCGGCAACAUUUGACCCGUCAACGCAGCCACAGCGCUGGAGAGGUCAGCCCCAGACGAUUGGGGGGUGAUGACCCUCGUCAUGCUGGCCCACCUGUCCUGCCUCGGCCCUCCAGCACCUUCACUUCUGCUACCAGAGGCCAGUGCCAGGACGUUGUGCCAGUGGCUUACAAUGACAAGAUUGUGGCAUUUCUACGACAACCCAACAUCUUUGAGAUUUUGCAAGAGAGACAGCCCGAUUUCAGCCGGAACCAUUCGCUCAGGGAGAAGGUGCAGCUGAUCCGCACAGAUGGAGUGUCAGGAUUGGCCAGGCUUUCAGGGGAUGCCGACCUUGUCAUGCUUCUUAGUUUGUUUGAAGAUGAAGUGAUGUCCUACGUGCCUCCUCAUGCCUUACUUCACCCCAGCUACUGUCAGUCGCCACGGGGAUCACCUGUCUCCUCCCCGCAAAACUCUCCUGGCACCCAGAGAGCUAAUGCCAGAGCUCCAGCUCCAUACAAGAGAGAUUUUGAGGCCAAAUUGCGCAACUUCUACAGGAAGCUGGAGACGAAAGGCUACGGUCAAGGUCCAGGAAAGCUAAAAUUGAUCAUCCGUCGUGACCAUCUGCUGGAAGAUGCCUUCAACCAGAUCAUGUGCUAUUCCCGAAAAGACCUGCAGCGCAGCAAGCUCUAUGUCAGCUUUGUUGGGGAGGAGGGGUUGGACUACAGCGGGCCCUCCAGAGAGUUCUUCUUCCUGGUGUCCAGAGAGCUCUUCAACCCUUAUUAUGGUCUGUUUGAAUACUCUGCCAAUGACACCUACACUGUCCAGAUCAGCCCCAUGUCCGCCUUCGUUGACAAUCAUCACGAGUGGUUCCGUUUCAGUGGUCGUAUUUUAGGCUUGGCCCUAAUCCAUCAGUACCUGCUGGAUGCCUUCUUCACUAGACCCUUCUAUAAAGGCCUACUGCGCAUUCCAUGUGACCUGAGUGACCUGGAGUAUCUGGAUGAGGAGUUUCAUCAGUCUCUCCAGUGGAUGAAAGACAACGACAUUGAAGACAUGCUGGACCUCACCUUCACUGUCAAUGAAGAAGUCUUUGGACAGAUAACUGAGAGGGAGUUAAAGCCUGGUGGAGCCAACAUCCCAGUGUCAGAAAAGAACAAGAAGGAAUACAUCGAACGGAUGGUGAAAUGGAGGAUAGAGAGAGGAGUGGUACAGCAGACGGAAAGCCUGGUCCGGGGCUUCUAUGAGGUGGUGGAUGCCAGGCUGGUGUCAGUGUUUGAUGCCAGGGAGUUGGAACUUGUGAUUGCUGGCACUGCUGAGAUCGACUUAUCAGACUGGAGGAACAACACAGAGUACAGAGGAGGUUACCAUGACAACCACCUAGUGAUCAGGUGGUUCUGGGCAGCUGUGGAGAGGUUCAACAAUGAACAGAGACUUCGCCUGCUGCAGUUUGUGACUGGGACUUCCAGUAUUCCAUAUGAGGGCUUUGCAUCUCUUCGAGGGAGCAAUGGACCCCGGAGGUUUUGUGUAGAGAAAUGGGGCAAAAUCUCAUCUCUGCCCAGAGCUCACACUUGUUUCAACCGGCUAGACCUGCCACCAUACCCAUCAUUCUCAUUACUGUAUGAGAAGAUGCUGACUGCUGUUGAGGAAACCAGCACAUUUGGGCUGGAAUGAGACCCAACUAUUACCAACCCUUAUACUGUUCAAAAAGGAUCAUCACAAUCAGAGAAGGACUCAAAAAUCUGGAUACAAGUUCAACUUAUGCUUUUGUGUUUAACUUAUAAGUUUUGCCUCAAACAGUUUUUUUUCUCUUGCACCUAUGUUUGCACCUACUUAGUAAUAAAUGCUUUCACUUGUGCAAGUCAUCGAUGAAGACCUGCAUCGCCUUUGGGACCAGAAUCACAGCAACCAGGAUGUUCUCAGCUGAAAAGCAGAUGUUUUCCACUUCGAUACCAGGACACGACUGUGAGCAUAUAAAAGAAGAAGCAGCCACUGCCUUCACUCUGUAUCCUAAACCCAUUCAGCUACAAAACUGCGACGGCUGAGCCGACGUGUGAGAUUCAGCCUCUUCUUCUCUAGUUUGGACGGACCUUUAAGAUCACAAGGCUCGUCCAGAACUUUGAGCAUCAGUGUCGCUGUAAUUGUGACACAGUAUCUCCUUGUGGCCUGUUGUACUAACUGCAUUUCUAAAAGCCUUUUGAGCACCACCUGAAGUAACUUUUCAAGUUUGUGGAAUUUUACAGUGAACAGCUAAUUUUGGAGUCCAAUCUAAAGCUUUGGUAUUGUUGUUACGGUAUUUUCUUCAACAAAAAAAGAAACAAAUAGAUUUUCUAAUAAUGUGGAAGUGAGAUGUGAUUUGAAUGUAACUAAUUUUAGAAUCUAGAUUGUGUGGGAGGUAAUUUUUCUACCAGAGCUGGGUCAAUUGAGAAAUAGAAAAUAUAAUUUUUAGCUUCAGAAUUGGAUUCUUCUUACUUAAAAUGGCUGUUUUUGUGCAUUAUGUAUAUUACAUAUUAUAUGUACCAUAUCUAAUAUAUUGUUUGCCUAAAUAUAGCUUUGACCCAGCUCUGUUUUCUAAAGUUUUCUUGACUCUAAUCUACUCUCAAGAGGUAUAAAUGAAAUAUGUCUAUUGAGAUAUACAGAGCAGAUUUAAGAUUCCCACACAUCCAGAUUAAAACUCAAGAGUUCAGUUAUUGCAACUUUGACUAUAUCUACUGUCAUAUAGAAGUGUGUUCAUCUUCUUUUGCAAUUUUCAUCAAGACGGUGAUCAGUUCCCAAAAUGUCAGGCUAAUAAAACAUGUCAUCUUGGUAAACAUAUGUCUUCUCCUUGCAGGGAUGGGUGAUAUGGAGCAAAAUGUUAUCAUGAUAAAGCAGUCUUUUUAAAUGACUAUGUAAACUCUUACAUGGAGUGUUGUAAGUGAAUUGAUUUGCACUCUGUUACUGAUUGAAUCUUUUGUAUCUGCUAAAUAUUAUUGUUUAGGCUGAUUUCAUCAGGCUCUGAGCAGACACCAUAAACAUAAAACCACAUUGUCCUUACAAUAUUAAAGCAUGACCAUUUUGUACAAUCCCCCAUUUUCACCAAGCUUGUAGUAAAUCUUUUCUGUACUUAGGUACUCGUUACCGUCCUCUUUACUUACAUUCCCCUGCACUAUGAAUGUAAACACGCCUUGAACUGCCACAUGUAUCUACAGAUGUACACACACAGGACUAACAAAACACAUCUGAAUGCCCCAUUAUGGCAAAAUCCAGACCAAAAAUGACAAUUAAGGUCAUAAAGACAUAGUUGUGCUGUAUCUUAAACACUGAAUUCUUUAAAUUCAGGGCCUUCAGCCACUGUAUUAUUUGUUUCCUUUAACCCACAAGGCAAACUGUCACUAACACUUCUAAAUUAAAU
Sphaeramia orbicularis (orbiculate cardinalfish) is the source of this 6943-nucleotide messenger RNA. It is a transcript of the gene hecw2b, whose product is annotated as HECT, C2 and WW domain containing E3 ubiquitin protein ligase 2b. Bases 1003 to 5226 code for a protein of 1407 amino acids. NCBI's taxonomy places the organism in Eukaryota, Metazoa, Chordata, Actinopteri, Kurtiformes, Apogonidae. The record is from RefSeq and is a predicted model, not a curated record. Gene Ontology annotation, biological process: regulation of dendrite morphogenesis; protein ubiquitination; ubiquitin-dependent protein catabolic process. Gene Ontology annotation, molecular function: protein binding; ubiquitin protein ligase activity. Gene Ontology annotation, cellular component: cytoplasm. The transcript is spliced from 30 exons.